This is a messenger RNA of Kwoniella botswanensis, 843 nucleotides long. RefSeq lists its product as uncharacterized. NCBI's taxonomy places the organism in Eukaryota, Fungi, Basidiomycota, Tremellomycetes, Tremellales, Cryptococcaceae. The transcript is spliced from 6 exons. Bases 1 to 843 code for a protein of 280 amino acids. The record is from RefSeq and is a predicted model, not a curated record. Gene Ontology annotation, cellular component: plasma membrane; endoplasmic reticulum.
AUGCCCAAUCACGCCCUUGACACCAACCCUCCCUCUGGAUCAGUCCAGCACAUCACCGUCCGUGGGUCUGACUGGCUCUGGGCGGUCUUCGCAAUUAUGAUGGUCACAGAUAUCGUCGUCUUCUUCUGGCAAUUCUCCCUCCCACGGGGCCAACGAGUGUUCCAUCAACUGUCCUUGUUCAUUCUCUCCACUGCUGCUAUCGCAUACUUCUCCAUGGCUUCGGAUCUUGGUUAUGCCUCUGUUCUUACCGAGUUUGGUCACAUGGGAUACUCCGCGAACACAACCAGGCAGAUCUGGGUGAUGACGGGGUUGGUCGGUGCAUUGGUUGCUACUAGCUACAAAUGGGGUUUUUACACUUUCGGAUGUGCCGCCUUGUUCUAUAUCUGGUGGGUUCUCGCUGGGCCAGCUCGAGCAAGUGCCGGCGCACUCGGAGCGGACUACAAGAGCGCGUUCACCUCCUCCGCUGCCAUCCUAUCGUUCCUCUGGUUACUAUACCCGGUGGCUUGGGGUCUCGCCGACGGGGGUAAUGUUAUCACCCCAGACUCAGAGAUGAUUUUCUACGGUAUCCUGGACGUCCUUGCCAAGCCUGUCUUCACUAUCUACCACCUUUACAGGCUCUCAAAGCUCGACCUCAGCUUGCUUCAACUCUCUUCCGGCAAAUUCUCUAGCUCUGGCGGGGUGUUUGACCGGGAGAAGCAUGCCGCUGCUGGGGCACCUGCAAUGGUCGGAGUCCCUGGCGCCUCGACCACUGGUACGGCGAAGGGAGGCUUCUUCAGUCGACGGGGUCAAAGAAAUGCGGUAGCCGAGCCUCGAGCCUCCGAAGCUACUGCGGUGAACCCUUGA